AUGCCUACUCUCUCACUCUCAACAUUGGUGGCACUCUCCUCCGUGGCAUCAGCAUGGCCACACUUUGGUCCCCCAGGACCUCCCCUCCAUUCCGGUAGCCCCCCACCUCCACCUCCGCCCCCCGGCUCCAAGCCCUCUUCCUGGGGCCUCAAGAAAUUCACCAGCCUGGUCGCUUUCGGAGACAGCUACACCGACGACUCCCGCCUCUCCUACUUUGGCUCUCACAACGGCAGUGCUCCCCCCGUCGGCUGGGAGAACCCUGCAAACUACCAUUCCGCAGAUGGCGGUCGUCCCUGGCCCCAAUAUGUUGCUCAGUACUCUGGGGCCAAGGUGUACAAUUAUGCUGUUUCCGGAGCGGUGUGCAGUAAUGAUAUCACUCCCCGCACAUUUGCGAGUAUCAAUGCCGAUUUUCCUGAUAUCCAGGGUUAUGAGGUUCCUGCGUAUCUGGCGGACAGCAAGUAUGUGUAUCCCAAUGGCACUAAGGCUUUGAACGUCCCUGUAGACUCGACUGUCUAUUCCAUCUUCAUCGGCACCAACGACCUCGGCAACUAUGCAUUCAUCGAUGAUAGCCAAGUCGCUGGCAAAGUCAUCCCCGACUACAUUGACUGCGUCUACUCCCAAUUUUCGCGUCUCUAUGACUCUGGAGCCAGAUACUUUGUGCUCCAAAACGUUUCUCCCUUGCAACUGAGCCCUCAAUACGGCUUACCCAGUAAAGGUGGUUUGAAUGCAACUCAAUACUGGCCAGAGAAGAUCACCAAGAACACCACAGAGGUCUCGGGAAGAAUGCUCGAGACCGUCACUACCGUCAAUGAUGUAUUCAAGUACAGAACUCCUUACGAGGUGCUGCUUGCAAACAAGUAUCCUGGUGCUCAUUUUGCGUUGAUGGAUAUGUAUGGAUUGAUCACCGACAUGUACAACAAUCCCUCUGAGUACUUGAACGGCACCAACCCUACUGUGACUGGCUACGUCAAUCACUGCACUACAAAUGGCACUGAUUGUGUUGCUGCUACCAACCCAGACUCGUACCUUUGGUAUGAUCCGCUGCACCCUAGCGAGCAGGCUGACCGUGGCUUUGCGAGAGCGUUCAUCGAUGUGGUGAACGGAAACAGCAGGUGGGCUACUUAUUACUCUGCUUGA
Molecule: messenger RNA, 1137 nt
Organism: Aureobasidium namibiae CBS 147.97
Lineage: Eukaryota; Fungi; Ascomycota; Dothideomycetes; Dothideales; Saccotheciaceae
Product: GDSL lipase/acylhydrolase family protein
Exons: 2
Coding region: 1-1137 (378 amino acids)
Molecular function (GO): hydrolase activity, acting on ester bonds
Source: RefSeq, a predicted model, not a curated record